GUCGCUGGAGGCUGAGGUGGCAGCUACUCCGGAAGCAUGGAGCUACCGCAGAUGCCGGAGCUCGUGGGCCUGUCGCUCUUGUUGGGGCUGCUGGCCCUGGUGGCGACGGCGGCGGUGGCGCGGGGGUGGCUGCGCACGGAGGACGAGGCGCGCGGCCGGCGCGCGGGCCAAAAAGGAAAUGGGUUUCCACCUGUUAAAUCCUUGGGAUCCAAGAAGCAGAAACUGCAUCAGCGGAUUCGCAGGGAGAAGCCCCAACAACACAGCUUCACCCACCGCCUCCUGGCUGCAGCGCUGAAGAGCCACAGUGGGAACAUAUCUUGCAUGGACUUUAGCAGCAAUGGCAAGUACCUGGCCACCUGUGCAGAUGAUCGCACUGUCCGCAUCUGGAGCACCAAGGACUUCCUGCAGCGUGAGCACCGCAGCAUGAGAGCUAAUGUGGAGCUGGACCAUGCCACCCUGGUGCGCUUCAGCCCUGACUGCAGAGCCUUCAUUGUCUGGCUGGCCAGUGGAGACACUCUCCGUGUCUUCAAGAUGAACAAGCGAGAGGAUGGGGGCUACACCUUCGCAGCCACUCCAGAGGACUUUCCUAAAAAGCACAAGGCGCCCAUCGUCAACAUUGGCAUUGCUGACACAGGGAAGUUCAUCAUGACUGCUUCCAGUGAUACGACUGUCCUCAUCUGGAAUCUGAAAGGCCGAGUGCUGUCUACCAUCAACACCAACCAGAUGAACAAUGCACAUGCUGCCAUAUCCCCAUGUAGCAGGUUUGUGGCCUCAUGUGGUUUUACCCCGGAUGUAAAAGUUUGGGAAGUCUGCUUUGGGAAAAAAGGGGACUUCCAGGAAGUCGUGCGGGCCUUUGAACUGAAGGGCCACUCUGCAGCUGUCCACUUCUUCGCUUUCUCCAAUGACUCCCGGAGGAUGGCCUCUGUCUCCAAGGAUGGUACAUGGAAACUGUGGGACACAGAUGUGGAAUACAAGAAGCAGCAGGACCCCUAUUUGCUGAGGACAGGCCGCUAUGAAGAGGCGGGCACCAUGCCAUGCCGCCUGGCCCUCUCCCCUGAUGCCCAGGUCUUGGCCUUGGCCAGUGGCAGCAGUAUUCAUCUCUACAAUACCCGGCGGGGUGAGGAGGAGGAGUGUUUUAAGCAGGUUCAUGGGGAGUGUAUCACUGACUUGUCCUUUGACAUCACCGGCCGGUUCCUGGCCUCCUGUGGGGACCGGGCAGUGCGACUGUUCCACAAUGCCCCUGGCCACCGGGCAGUAGUGGAGGAAAUGCAGGGCCUCCUAAAGCGGGCCUCUAAUGACAGUACCCGCCAGAGGCUGCAGCAGCAACUGGCCCAGGCCCAGGAUGCCCUGAAGUGCCUGGGUGCCUUGAAGAAGUGACUGGGAGAGUGUGGCCGGAAGGACCUGGCCUUCUGCUGCUGUCACUUUUCUGCCCAGGUACUCUCCAGCUGGAAGCCUUUUGAAAGGAAUAUUUUGAUUUUCCAAUUGCUGGCCCCUCUCCUUUUUUCCAAUGAAACUGUUCUUGCCUAUUUAGAUCUCUCUUCUUGCUGGUUGUGAUUCCAGGUCUUUCUUGACUUCUCAGGAUAAUGACCAAGGUGCUUCCCUUUCUCCUGGGCCCAAGGGCAUGGAGGAGAGUGGUACAUGGAAUUGAGAGCGAGAACAAUGUGGUCCUUAACCUUGUAUCAACACACCCUGGUACCCAAAAAAGUUUGUAAUUGUGGAGGCAAAAUUUAGGGAACACCUGAAUAUUAACCAGCAAUUUUGCAGGGAUGGGAGAUUGGAUUGUUUUCCAGUUAUAAAACUAUCAUAUGGGGUUAGGGAAAGGCUGAUUUUUUUAUCUAGUCAAGGCACCUAACUCCAUCAAAAAAUAAUGAGAUUUUAUUCUGUGCCUCAGUUUUUUAAUUUGUAAAAUGGAAAGUAAUUGUUUCCUGUGACAGCUUUGCAAAGAUGUCAGGGUAUGAAGGUAUAAAAUACCCUGGAUUUGGAAGAAAGGUGGAAAAGAAUAGUAACAUGUUACCUGUUAUCCAGUAUCAUUUUUUAGCUGCCUGAUAAAAGUGGAAAUCAAACAGUGGUUUGGAACCAAAUUAGAAAGAAAGAAACACAUCCUUUGGGAAGGCAGGGUUUCUGGGACUUGAUCAUACAUUUUGAACCUGGUUCUGCAUUAAGUUGUAUGGAGAAAUCAUAGAACCCCAAGAUGGAACUCUUCUAGGAAGUUGCAUCCAGUUUGAGGAAACCUCUUUUCAGUUUAUCAGAUGCUCGAGUGGCCACUCUGUGCCCAGCACCAUGCUAGGCACUGGAGAUAAACAUCAGUAAGGAAUAGUCUUUGCCAUUAAGGAUAGUUUGUGUGGGAGAGAGAUGGAGGCACGUUCUGUUCUAUUAAGUGCUAUUUGUUAGUUAAUUCAUAGCUGUAGAAGACUAUUAUAAAAGGACAGGGGCCAUGGGUAUGGAGUUCAAAUCAAAAAACCAAACCAAUUACCAUCAAGCUGAUUCUGACUCAUAGUGACCCUAUGGAACAGUAAAACUGCCCCCAUAGAGUUUCCAAGGAGCAUCUGGUGGAUUCAAACUGCCAACCUUUUGCUUAGCAGCCAUAGCACUUAACCACUACUCCAGCAGGGUUUCCAUGAAGUUCAAGGAAUAGAUUUGAUAAGGUUUCGUUAUUUAGAAGUUUAAUUUUUUUUUUUUUUUGAGGGCUGCUGAAAUGAAGGAGGUAAGGGAAAGGAGAAAUCUAGAAAGACCGAGUCUAGGCAAAAUUUAGUCAUCCAAAAUCAAAUUCUUGGUCUUUCUCCCUAAAACUGGUCUUCCUUAACUCUGUAAAUGUUUAAACAAGCCAAAACCUUGAGAUUACCCUAGAUUUCUCCCUUAUUAUUACUCUCUCUACCCUUCUCCUCGUCUCUGCUACUGUCCACUCCAUCCGAAAAUUCUUUUGGUUAUACUCCAAAUUCUGUCUUGAGUCUGCUACUUUCUCCGUCUUUUCUGUUACCACUUUAGUCCUACCCACUAGAAUAUAGCUUCCUGAUGGCACUUUGCCUCCUUUCUUGCUCAUUAAAUCACUGUUCCACACAGCAGAGUAAUCUCUUGAAAAUGUAAUCCAGGUCACGUUAUUCCCUAGUUUAAAACACUCCAGAGACUUUCCAUCACACUUGGAAUAAGAUCCAAAAUUCUCACCAUGGCCUACAAAGCCCUGUGUAAUCUGGCUCCUUCCUUCUCGUGUGAUCUUUAUACCACUGUCCCAACCACCUCAACCUUGUCAGUCCUUGAGCAAAUCAAGCCAAGUUCUUUCCAGCCUCAGGUGGGGCUUGCGCCUUUGCUGCCCCCUCACUUGGAAGCAUUUUCCUUUUCUGUUGACAGCCUCAUUGUGCUUGUCAUAAUUAAGUUUUCAGCUUAAAUAACGCUUCAGAGAGACCCUUCUUGGCCACCCAGUCUGAAGUAGCCCAUUCCGCCAGUCAUCACGUCAUAACAGUAGCGUGUUUUAUUUAUCUUGUAUUAUUUAAUGCUACCUUGUUUGGGUAUUUGUUUGCGUCAGGGGGUUUAUCUUAAAUGCUUAUGGAGGCAAACUGGGUGACAUAAAUGCAUGAAUCGGGCCAGUCAUCUGGGUGUUAGACAUUAGGAAACGGUGGGAACUUGCAGUGAUGUGCAGGUCAUGGGUCCUGGAAAAGGGGCAGGAAUGGCAGCUACUUAUUCAAGAAUCCAGCCAAAUUUGCCUAUUUCAGAGAAGUUAGAAGUUUGCAACGUAUUUUUAAAAAUUUAAGCACAGUUUGGACCAAACGAAACACUAAUGUGGGCCGGACACAGCCCACCAGUGUCUUAGCGGUAGCUUCUGGAUUGUUCAUUAACCCCCUGGAAUGUGAGCUCCACAGGGGCAGAAUCCUCGCCUGUCUUACUUGCUCUGUACCCCAAGCUUAGUGCCUGGGAAGGAGUAAGCCCUCAAUAAACGUUGAACUCAAACCAGGGGCAGUGGUCAGAAACUCCAGUAUCCUCUGUGUGUGUCCUUCCACGACCAGCCUCCACUGCGGUUGUAUGUUCCUGUUGAGAUUUCUGACUGAUUAUGCCAUACACAUGGGUCCUGGUGAACAUUUGCUCCCCGAUUAUCAGAACGGUGAGACAGAAACACUUCACCUUUACGUAUCUGCUUGGAGAAGAAGUUUUGGCGUUCUGCCUUUGUGUAUCCAGUACAGGAAGUGACCAUAGAGUGGUGAGUAGCUGAAGUCAGAAGUCUUAGGUUCCAGUUUCAGCUGGGUCACUUAAUGACUUGAAACCUUGAGCAGGUAGAUCACUUGACCUCUCAAGUUUGUUUCCUAAUCUGUAAGACAGGAGUACCCCCAUCCUGUGUGCCUUGCAGGAUUGUGAGUGUCUAAUGAGAUGAGUGAAAGCACUGUAAAAAAGUCAUUACAGAGACUUCCUGAGGAAAGAAAGCUCUCACUAAAAGUGAGGUUGCUUCCCUUGUGACCCUAGAGAAGGUGCCUGGAUAUUAGCUCAGAGCAGAAGUCGCCAAGUUUUUUUGAUCCACAAUCCUUGUGUGUCCAGGCAACUUUAAUAUUUUAAUACUACUAUUUCAACUUCUGUAAGUUUGAAAUUUCUCAAAAUAAAUUGUGGAAAUGUUAAAAAUGGUUAUACGUAGCCUAUUUUGGGGGAAACCCUGGUGGCGUUAGUGGUUAAGUGCUAUGGCUGCUAACCAAGAGGUCGACAGUUUGAAUCCGCCAGGCGCUCCUUGGAAACUCUAUCGGGCAGUUCUGCUCUGUCCUAUAGGGUCGCUAUGAGUCGGAAUCGACUCGACGGCAGUGGGUUUGGCUUUUUUGGUUUUAGCCUAUUUUUAUCAGUCAUCAAAAGUAGAAAAAAAAAUGUAACUAUGUAAGUGCACAGAAAAAGGCCUAUUGAGAGUCUAGGUCAAAUUCUGUCAAGGUCAAUAAGAAUACUCAUUUUAAGGGUUAUCCUGUAAUUGGAGACUGUAGAAGGUAAGUAGGAAGCACACAUUCUGGUGAGUUCCCAGUAAUGGUAGGUUCUUCCAUACAAUGCUAGAUAGACCCAGCGUUGCCUCAGGUUGGCCACAUACAUGUCCGUGAACUUGAUGGCUUUUAGAUUCAGGUACCGCUCUGCAGAAUUCCAGAAACAUGGGUCUUCUUGGUGAACGUGGCUUGGUUUCACCUCUUGAGGCUGAAGGCCACCAGUGGGGCAGAGGUUGGCAUUGUAGAAUCAACCACAGUAACUAAAAGCAUGAUUCAUACACAUCAAAACCUUUGUAUUCUGAGGUAGUAACUUCAUUCCAAAGUCUUCAUAUCGAGUUUCAAAGUCUGAUUGCAAAGAGUUUAGGGCAGUUUAGUAUUAGAAAAUGAGUGCAGCCUCCACUUGUUUUCUAUUCAGUGUGCAUAGCCAGUUUGAGGCCAUGUGUGUUUUCUUGCUAACAUUAUUAGUGGCUGACAUUGAGUGCUAAGCAUUUAAUCCCUACAACCUCAUUGUUUUUGCCUCAUCCAUCUCCCUAUAACCACGUCUUCAUUUUUAUUUGCUGAACUGUCUCUUCCCCCACGUUUAAUACAUAUGAUUUACAGGGAGAUAGACCCAGACCCUCCAUGCUGGGCAUAUAACCAAUCAGCAAAUUUCUGGACUUUUCUGGAACUCUAGAAAGGUGAAGAUGUUUUUAAUUUUCCUGCUGGAAUUGCUAAGGAAGAAGGAUAUAGGCUUGUUAGCAUGUGUAGGCUGCCUGAGAAUGAAGCCACCAUAGGAACGCAGAGCUGAGAGAUGCAAGGACCAUGUGCUGCUGCUGGUGUGCAGACAGCUGUGUCCCUGUGCCUGACGUGGCCACCAGUGGGCUGCCUGAGUUCUGGUGUGCAGACAGCUGUGUCCCUGUGCCUGACGUGGCCACCAGUGGGCUGCCUCAGCUCUGGUGUUCAGAUAAGCUGUGUCCAUGUGCCAGACGUGGCCACCAGUGGGCUGCCUCAGUUCCAACAACCAGAACAUUUCUGUUCAUGAUAAAGUCAUUCGAGCUGGGAUACUAUUACUUGCAGCUGAAAGCUUUAACUUAACAGCAGUAUUAUUAGGUUAGAGAGUCCAAGCAAAUUGCCCAAAGGCACACAGCCAAUAACGGGCAGGCCCAGAUUUUUUAAAAUCAGAUCUGUCUGUUACUAAAGUAGGGUGCCUGUGUGGCAUAAAGAGUUUAUCAGAUACUAACUGAAAGGUUGGCAGUUCAAAUCCACAUAGAGGCACUUUGAAGAAAAGGCUUGGCAGUCUAAAAGAUCACAUGCAUUGAAAACCCUAUGGAGCACAGUUCUGCUCUGAAACUCAUAGGGUCUCCAUGAGCCAGAAUCUACUGGCCAGCAACUGUUUUUUGUUUGGUACUAAAAGUACAUGCCUUUAACCACCAGGCCCACCCCCAACAUAUUAAGGCCAGAGCAUAAAUUCAAAGGGAAGCCCAUAUGCCAUAUCUCAAUAUUUAAAAAUUAUAAAUCAAAUAUGUUCUACCUUGAUUAUAUAACAUCUUGGAAACCCAAGUUAGAAUUUAGAAUCCUCAGAUUCAGAGCUCCAAGCUAGAAUGUGCUAACAAGGUAAGCCUUUCUUCCAUUGCCUCUGUCCUCCAUGUUUCUAAGCCUUUUGUGAUCCUGGGUCCACAGCCAAAGUGAACUCUGUGAUUGCUGCUCCCCAAGUUUCACUGAGACUGUUCACUCACUAAGAGUGGCAGAACUGCCAGAGACUUGCCCACAGUGGCAGAGAUUGCUAGUGCUCACCAACAUGCACGCUUCUCUUUUUCCUGGGCACAAGGCUAGACUACAUUUCCCAGUCUCCUUUGCAAUUAGGUGAGGCCAUGUGAUGAAUUCUGGCCAAUGGAACAUGUGCGAAGGUGACCUGUUUAGUGAGGACUGCCUGUGAAAACACCUCUGUGGUUCUCCAUGCUCUUCAGUCGGGAACAGAAGAUCCAAUGAAUGGAGUUUGCUAAGUCUCUAGGUGGCUGAGCCAGUAGAUGGAGGGAACCUGGACCCCUGAAUGAUUCUGUAGAGCAGGCCCUCGCCCACCCCAGCAUUGUAUGGUAACAGUGAGCAAGAAAUAAAUCUGAAUUGUGUUAAGCCAUGGGACAUGGGUAGGGGUUGUUACAGCAGUUAGUCCACACUUAGUACAGGACAUUGGUUCACUUGGCCCUGGGCUUGGAGGCACUGAAACUAGUGUGGCAGCCAUCUUUCUGUAAAUCUGACCCACUAGACCCCAAAAACCUUAUUUCCACUCCCACUCCAGUUGUGGUGGUGUUACACAUUCUUUUCCAAUUCAAGGAAGGGUAUCCUUGCUGGUUUUACAGGCAGCUGAGUAGGGAAAUGAAUCUGGAGUCAGAAGUCUUAGGUUCUAUGCUGCCUCUGCCUCACACAGGUUAUAUGCCACUCUGAAAUUCUGUCUCACACGGCUGUGUCAGCAUUUUCUUUUUGUUGUUAUUGGGAAUAAAAAAACCCAUUGCUAUCAAGCCGAUUCUGACUCAUAGCAACCCUACAGGACGGAGAAUCGCCCCAUAGAGUUUUCAGGGAGCACCUGGUGGAUUCGAACUGCCGAGCUUUUGGUUAGCAGCUGUAGUACUUAACCACUAUGACACCAGGGUUUCCAGUUGUUGAGAAUAUACACAGCAAAACAUACACCAAUUCAACAGUUUCUACAUGUACAGUCUAGUGACAUAGAUUACAUUAUUCGAGUUGUACAGCCAUUCUCACCCUCCUUUUCUGAGUUCCUGAUUAACAUAAACUCACUGCCCCCUAAGGUUCCUAUCUAAUCUUUCAAGUUGCUGUGUCAAUUUGAUCCCAUAUAGAUAGUUCUUAAAAGAGUGAAAUGCUCAGGGCAAACCUUUUUUACUAGUUAAGCUAAACUGUUGUUCACUUUUAAGAUGACUUCAGGGGGUAUUUUUGGUUUAAGGCUUACAGAUUAUCUCAGGGCAAUAGUUUCAGGGGUUCACAUACCCUCCAUGGCUCCAGAAAGUCUAGGGUCUAUGAGAAUUUGAAAUUCUAGUCUGCGUUUUCUCCCUUUUGAUCAGAACUCUUCUGUGGAACCUUUGAUCAAAAUGUUCAGUAGUGGUAGCCAGGCAUCAUCAGUUUUUCUGAUCUCAUAGCAAAGAGGCAGUUGUUCAUAGAGGCAAUUAGGCACGCAUUCUGUAUCCUCCUCCUAUUCCUGACUCUCCUUCCUUUGUUGCUCCAAGUGAAUAGGGACCAAUUGUUAAGCCUUGGAUGGCCUCUUGCAAGCUUUUAAGACCCCAGGCACUAGCAACGACUUAGGUAGAAUAGCACUAAACAUGGUAUUAGGACAGUGAACUGGGAUGUCCCAUGAAAACAUGACCCUAAACCUCCAAACCAAGGCACCAGAUCCCAUGAGGUGUUUGAUCAUAAUCAGCAGCAGCAAUAUUCCUUUUUGUUGUUGUAAAUGUAUCCAUCACACGACUUCUGCCAAUUCAACUAGUUGCAGGUGUACAACGUAUUGAUAGCAAUUACAAUAAUUGGCUGUGCAAACGUGCCCAUAAUCAAUGCAAUUUUUCGAUCACCGAUAUGAUGGUUAAGGUUGUGUGUCAACUUGGCAGUUAUAUGAUGAUGUAAUGACCUCCACGAUGAGAUCUGCUGUGAGAAGUCAAUCAACUGAGAGGGAGUUUUCUUGGAGGUGUGGCCUACAUCCAAUAUAUAUGGACUUUCUGGCAAAACUAGCUGGCUUUUGUUCUGGAUCCUGCAAUUGGCUUGUUGUAUCUGACCUCCGGUUCUUGGGGCUUGAGCCAGCAGCCUGGCAUCUAACCUAAUGACCUGGGUUCCUCAUCUCCUGCAGCUGUGAGUCAGGAGAAGCCUCCAGCCUGAUGCCUGACCCAUUACCUUGAGAUUCUGCAGCCUCUACAACAAGAUGAUAUGAUCUUAUACACAGAAAACCCCAAGGAAUCCACAAGAAAACUACUUGAACUGAUAGAAGAUUUCAGCAAAGUAUUAGGAUACAAGAUAAACAUACAAAAAUCAGUUGGAUUCCUCUACACCAACAAAGAGAACUUCGGAGAGGAAAUCACCAAAUCAAUGCCAUUUACAGUAGCCCCCAAGAUAAAAUACUUAGGAAUAAAUCUAGCCAGAGAUGUAAAAGACCUAUACAAAGAAAACUACAAGACACUACUGCAAGAAACCAAAAGAGACCUACAUAAGUGGAAAAACAUACAUUGCUCAUGGAUAGGAAGACUCAACGUUGUGAAAAGUUCUGUUCUACCCAAAGCAAUCUAUAGAUACAAUGCAAUCCCAAUUCAAAUUCCAAUGGCAUUUUUUUAAUGCAAUGGAGAAACAAAUCACCAACUUCUUAUGGAAAGGGAAGAGGCCCCAGAUACGGAAAGCAUUACUGAAGAAGAAGAACAAAGUGGGAGGCCUCACACUACAUAAUUUUAGAACCUAUUAUACUGCCACAGUAGUCGAAACAGCCCUGGUACUGGUACAACAGAUACAUAGACCAAUGGAGCAGAAUUGAGAAUCCAGAUGUAAAUUCAUCCCCCUAUGAGCAGCUAAUAUUUGAGAAAGGCCCAAAUUCCUUUAAUUGGGGAAAAGACAGUCUCUUUAACAAAUGGUGCUGGCAUAACUGGAUAUCCACCUGCAAAAAAAAAAAAAAAAAAAACAAGACCCAUAC
Loxodonta africana (African savanna elephant) is the source of this 9594-nucleotide messenger RNA. RefSeq names its product transducin beta like 2 (gene TBL2). The record is from RefSeq and is a predicted model, not a curated record. The transcript is spliced from 8 exons. Gene Ontology annotation, biological process: endoplasmic reticulum unfolded protein response. Bases 37 to 1377 code for a protein of 446 amino acids. Gene Ontology annotation, molecular function: protein binding. Gene Ontology annotation, cellular component: endoplasmic reticulum. Lineage: Eukaryota; Metazoa; Chordata; Mammalia; Proboscidea; Elephantidae.